Molecule: messenger RNA, 474 nt
Organism: Paramecium octaurelia
Lineage: Eukaryota; Ciliophora; Oligohymenophorea; Peniculida; Parameciidae
Source: the annotation of a GenBank genome assembly
AUGUUAAAUUAUCUGAUAUAAGGAAGAAAACUUUUAAAAUAACAAUUUUCGGUCAAUAAGUUACUUCGAUAACAGAUCACUUAUUAAUUAAUACAGAUGGAUAGUAAUAAAUUUUUGUUAUGGGCCAAAAUCUCUGAUCAUGUCUUAAUUACAAUAAAGUUAUAAAUACAUAUAUAAAUGAAGAUUGCAUUAGGAAAAAUGAAUUUUAAGAAUAAAGAAUAAUUAGCAAUAACCGAAUGCAAUAGACUGUUAAAUUCAUAUGAUUUUAGGAAUUUUUACUAUAGAUACAAAGAACUAGAUUUAAAAACAAUAAAUAUGAACUAAAAGUAAGAUAAAAAUGAGAAAUCUAACUUUAAAGAACUAUAAUUUGGAGAUAAGAGAAAAAACUAUUCCAAGCUGAUAAAAAGGAAUUUUGAAGUUAUUAAUAAAAGUAAAAGAGAAGGAGGUAUAUUUAAUUGUAUUUUAUAAUGAUAA